This is a messenger RNA of Trichophyton rubrum CBS 118892, 2894 nucleotides long. RefSeq lists its product as uncharacterized. Gene Ontology annotation, molecular function: DNA-binding transcription factor activity, RNA polymerase II-specific; RNA polymerase II cis-regulatory region sequence-specific DNA binding. The transcript has a single exon. The record is from RefSeq and is a predicted model, not a curated record. The coding region runs from base 172 to 2400 and encodes 742 amino acids. Gene Ontology annotation, biological process: regulation of transcription by RNA polymerase II. Lineage: Eukaryota; Fungi; Ascomycota; Eurotiomycetes; Onygenales; Arthrodermataceae. Gene Ontology annotation, cellular component: nucleus.
UACCGACGUCCGCAUUUUCUCUUCUCACACGCAAACUCGCUACCCGUUACCAACCGGCUAACAACCGUAACAGUUGGAAUAUCUGGGCCUCUCCAUCCUUAACUCUUCAGCAGUUGAGGUGGUGUGACCAACAACAAACACCCAAGCUGGCCGCGCACCAGCAGUCUUCGCAUGGCUGAAUCCCUCACACAGGCUCCUGAACCGGCCUGCCCCCCAAGCCCGGCGUCGAGGUCUGUGAAUGGUCGUGCCUCGAGCUCUGCGACUCCAACUCCAAGUUCGACACCGUCGAAACCCGACGAGCUCAAAGACGAGCGCAACCUGUCAUCCAUCGCGAACGCGGGACUCGACGUCACCUCCACACCCUUAGCUGAAAGGAACAAACGACUAUCCCCGCCUGCAAUGACGUCUCCCAGUCAACGCGCAGAGGAGGAGCAGAAUCAGCGCCAGAGCAGCGAUCCCCAGUCUUCCAGACGGACUCCAGAAAUAACGGUUGUGGACGAAACCCGUGAAUCUACUCCAGUUCGCACCAGGCGGUCGUCGAAACCGGCUCCUAUAUUACAGGAAUCACAGUCCCGGAGGAGUCCGUCCAGCGCCCCGGAUAGCUUUGGCAAUGGAGAGAAUCCGCCAACUCUCAUGAAUAGCUCCACGGUUGCGAGUCCCGGGCCGAUAGAGGAGCCAAAUCCCCUAGAGGAUAAAUCUCAAGAGAGAGAUGAGAUCGAGGAAGGUGGUAACAAGUCUUUCUCAUAUCCGGUUCCCAUGCCCACUGCUGGCAGCGUGAACGACCCCCGGCGCGGAAUGAGUCUCCCUCAUUCAGGACUGAACAAAUCCGGCGCACGCUCUCCGUCUUCGAAGAAGCAUCGAUGUCCAUACUGCGCUACCGAAUUCACUCGACACCACAAUUUAAAAAGCCAUCUUCUAACUCACAGCCAAGAAAAGCCAUAUGUUUGCCAAACAUGUCAGUCUCGGUUCAGGCGACUACACGAUCUAAAACGACAUACAAAACUACAUACCGGCGAGAGACCUCACAUAUGCCUCAAAUGCGGUCGUCGAUUCGCUCGUGGAGAUGCCUUGGCCAGACAUAAUAAAGGACCUGGCGGCUGUGCUGGUAGACGGUCUAGCAUGGGCAGUUUCGCUGGCGAAGAUGAAUUUGGAGACGGCAAUGCUGGGACUGGUCCAGUAGGAGAGGACGCAAUGGAGGGCCUCAUGUACACAGAACCAGACCGGAUGGACGAGGAGGAGGAACUGCGCCUGAAUCUCCCUUCUAUUAAGAAAGACGGUGGUUCGGACCAGUCUCAGCCUGGCUCUGCUCGUCACAUAUCCUUCCAACAAUCCCAUCAGUCAAGCACCUAUCCACCUCUCGCGGCUCCACGAUCACAACAGAACCUCAGUACCAGCAGCGGCGGCCUUUUUCCCCCAGCCAGCAACCAUCAACGAUCGAACUCAACCUCAUCUUCCAUCUCCCAGUCCCCUUCACACCUUUCGUUCCAACCUGGCCCGUCCUCCCCGUCCAUGUUUGCACAAGCAGGCAUGACCGAAUCCCCAAAACCACUCUCUCCAAGCGGCGCUGCCUCACGGCAACUAGGCCACGGCCCAGAAAACACUUUCCGUCAGACGCACCCGUCCAACAUGCCCCAAUACCAAUCUCAGAUGCGCAAUGGCUCAACAGGAUUAGGUAUACCCUUUUCUUCCGUUUCAUCACCCGGGGGUAGUCUAAGCCAUCCAGGUUCUCAAGCAGGCACUCCACACCUUCCACCUCCUCUAGGCCUUAAUCCUUCCGACUCCCGCUUCCCCCUUCAUUCCCAACAGCAGCAAGGCCCUCAUCACCCCGGCCGUGCUGGCUCUCACCCACCUCUUCAACACGCGCAUCACCCUCCUGCCCCAUCAUCUAGCAUCGACAGUAAUACCGCCCCGAGCUCGGGUACCGGUAGUGGGAAUAGCAGCUACACAAGUGCGCCGUCUAGUGAAGGCUUCAACCCUAAUGGUUCGCUAGCUAACAUAUCAGGGGCGUCAUAUUUCACCCAUUCGCCGCAUCAACGUGGGUCAAGCGAUCAACCCACACGGCAGCUAUCGAUCCCUAGUCCUAAUCCAAAUCUACCCUCGACGGAUAGGAUAUGGGGGUAUAUGCGAGCGCUCGAAGAUAGAGUUAACGGACUGGAAAGCGAGGUCGUCAGGUUACGUGGCCAGUUGAGCAAUGUCAUAAGCAGCGGCGAGAAACCCCAGGAUAAAAACACCGGAAGUAGUGGGAAAGCCGAAACAUUACCUUCUAACCCUAAUAUUCUCCCCACUCCUGUGUCCACUGCCGCUGUCCCAACCACUGCCGCUGCAAUCGCACAGACGACGGCCAGUGGCGUUACUAGUGGAGAAAAGACAACGAAAACCCCAAAUCCUGGUGGACCCUAAUUGAUAUAUACCUACUUUGUAUAGGAAGGCGCCUAAAUUUGGCUCCGGCUCUGAAUUUGCGCAUUAUCGUUCUGGACUUUUUUCUAACGAAUUUUUAUACCCCUAUUUAAUAUCCACUCACGCACGGGUUAUUGCACGAGAUGGUCGGGAAUUAGCAUUCAUUCUCCCCAGCAUGUUUGGAAUAUGCUAUUAAAUUGCAUUUGGUUCAUCAGGCAGUUGGAUAAAAAGAUGAUUUUUGACGGCAGUCGUAUAAAACUCCCAAAAUCUAACCCACUCUCUCUUCUUCUUCCCCUUUCUUCGUGCCGUUCAUUCAUAACAGGACUUUCAUUGGAGGCAACCGAGAUAUAACCGGGUCCCUACCGCUCUCAUAUACCCUGAAAUAUACCCACAUCUACGCUCUACACUCUGAUGAAGUCGUCCUGCUCUAUCUGUCAAUUGAUAUAAAAACAAUCCAUGUGAUCUAUUUCUCAAUUCCCGAGAACAAAAAAAAAAUG